Diatraea saccharalis (sugarcane borer) is the source of this 8391-nucleotide messenger RNA. Lineage: Eukaryota; Metazoa; Arthropoda; Insecta; Lepidoptera; Crambidae. The record is from the annotation of a GenBank genome assembly.
GACAGCACUAGAUUGUGUGACGCGUUUGCUUGCGUCUUGAACGAACGAUUUUCAUGAAAAUUAUUGAUUAAAGUGUUUUAUUUAUAAAGUUAUCCGUUUUCUUAUAAAUAGAUUAUAAGACGCAUCCACUAUGGAGCAGAUUCCUCCCCCCAAGGAGGUGAAAAUCCUUGAAACAGCAGAGGACAUCCAGGAGCGACGUGAACAGGUGUUGAACCGUUAUGAAGACUUCAAGCAAGAGGCCCGCGCAAAGCGUGAGAAAUUGGAAGACUCAAGACGCUUCCAAUACUUCAAACGUGAUGCUGACGAGCUAGAGUCCUGGAUCCAAGAGAAACUCCAAGCUGCUAGUGAUGAAAGCUACAAAGAUCCCACCAACCUCCAGGCCAAAAUCCAAAAGCAUCAAGCAUUUGAAGCAGAAGUGGCAGCUCAUUCUAAUGCGAUUGUGGUGCUGGACAACACUGGCAGUGAGAUGAUCACGUCAGGACAUUUCGCGUCGGAGACCAUCCGCCGGCGGCUGGAUGAAUUGCAUCGCUUGUGGGAACUGCUGCUAUCGCGACUCGCUGAGAAGGGCAUGAAGCUGCAGCAGGCCUUAGUUCUCGUGCAGUUCCUGCGCCAUUGUGACGAGGUCAUGUUCUGGAUACAUGAUAAGGAAACAUUUGUGAACGCGGAAGAGUUCGGCUCUGAUUUGGAGCACGUGGAGGUGCUGCAGCGCAAGUUCGACGAGUUCCAGAAGGACAUGGCAGCGCAAGAGUACCGCGUCACUGAGGUCAACCAGCUCGCGGAGAGUCUCGUGCUCGAGGGACACCCUGAGCGGGAGACCAUCGUCAAGAGGAAGGACGAGCUGAAUGACGCGUGGCACCGUCUGCGUCAGAUGGCGCUGAUGCGUCAGGAGCGUUUGUUCGGUGCCCACGAGAUCCAGCGGUUCAACCGCGACGCGGACGAGACCAUCGCCUGGAUAUCGGAGAAGGAUGUCGUGCUCGGAUCUGACGACUACGGCCGAGAUCUCGCCACCGUACAGACCCUGCAGCGUAAACACGAAGGCGUGGAACGUGAUCUCGCCGCUCUAGAGGAUAAAGUGUCGACUCUGGACGGCGAGGCGGCGCGACUGGCCGCCAUACACGCGGACCAUGCGCCCGCCAUACACGCCAAACGUGAUGAAAUAUCCGCCGCUUGGCAGAAACUCGUGCAGAAAGCUAAGGAGCGUCGGUCCGAGUUGGAGUCGUCGUACGCCCUGCACCGUUUCCUGGCGGACUACCGCGACCUCGCGUCGUGGAUGUCCGACAUCCGCGCGCUAAUCGCCGCCGACGACCUCGCUAAGGACGUGCCCGGCGCUGAGGCCCUGCUUGAGAGACACCAGGAGCAUAAGGGCGAGAUGGACGCGCGGUCGGACGUGACGCGCGCGUGCGUGGGGGCGGGGCGCGCGCUGGUGGCGGGCGGGCACCGCGGCGCGGGCGAGGUGGAGGGCGCGCUGGCCGCGCUCGAGCGGGACUCGCACGCGCUGCACGCGCUGUGGGAGCAGCGCCGCGUGCUCUACCUGCAGUGCCUCGACCUGCAGCUGUUCUACCGCGACACGGAGCAGGCCGACGCGUGGAUGCACAAGCAGGAGGCGUUCUUAGCCAACGAGGAUGUCGGAGAUUCUCUGGAUUCGGUAGAAGCACUUCUAAAGAAGCACGAAGACUUCGAGAAGUCCUUAGCGGCGCAGGAGGAGAAGAUCAAAGCGUUGGACGAAGUCGCGUCGAACCUCAUCGAGGGACAGCACUACGCUGCGGACGACGUUGCGCAGAGGAGGGAGAUGCUUCUGGAGCGCCGCGCUGCACUGUUAGAAAAGUCGAAUCAGCGGCGUGCCCUACUUGAGGACGCGUACAAGUAUCAACAGUUCGAGCGUGACUGCGACGAAACCAAGGGUUGGAUAAACGAGAAACUCAAGUUCGCCACCGAUGACUCGUACCUGGACCCCACUAACCUGAACGGCAAGGUCCAGAAGCACCAGAACUUCGAGCAGGAGCUCCAAGCGAACAAGCCGCGCGUCGACGACAUCACCGCCGCCGGACAACGGCUGCUGGAGCAGGAACACUUCGCGAAGCCUCAAAUCGAAUCUCGUGUGAACGAGCUGGCGGGACUAUGGGAGAAAUUAGUGGCAGCAUCAGAGCUGAAGGGCAGCAAGCUACAGGAGGCGGCGCAGCAGCAGCAGUACAACCGCGCUGUGGAGGACAUCGAGCUCUGGCUCUCCGAGGUCGAGGGACAACUGCUCAGCGAGGACUACGGGAAGGACCUGACCAGUGUCCAGAACUUGCAGAAGAAGCACGCCCUCCUGGAGGCGGAUGUCAGCUCGCACGCGGAACGUAUCGAGGCGAUCCGCUCUCAGGCUGAACAGUUCAUAGACAAGGGACACUUCGACUCUGAUAACAUACGCGCUAAGAGAGAUGCCUUGGUAGGACGGUACUCGGCUCUGGACAAACCCAUGGCAAUCCGAAAACGGCGCCUGCUGGAUUCCCUGCAGGCUCAGCAGCUGUUCCGUGACCUGGACGAUGAGGCCGCCUGGAUCAGAGAGAAAGAACCCAUCAUCGCCUCUACCAAUAGAGGGCGCGACCUGAUCGGUGUCCAGAACCUGAUGAAGAAGCACCAGGCGGUGAUGGGGGAGAUGGCGCAGCACGAGGCGCGCGUGGAGGCGGUGCGCGCCGCCGGCGCCGCGCUGCGGGACGCCGGGCACUUCGCCGCCGACGACAUCGCCGCGCGCCUGCAGCACCUGCACCAGCAGUGGACGCAGCUGCAGGACAAGGCGCUCCAGCGCAAACAAGACUUGGAGGACUCGUUACAAGCGCAGCAAUACUUCGCGGACGCCAACGAGGCGGAGUCGUGGAUGCGCGAGAAGGAGCCUAUGGCGAACACUCAGGACUACGGCAAGGACGAGGACUCCUCCGAGGCGUUGCUGAAGAAACACGAGGCGCUAUUGUCAGACCUCGAGGCAUUCGGGAACACCAUCAAGUCGCUGAGAGAACAGGCUAACUCUUGCCGGCAACAGGAAUCGCCUGUGGUGGACGUGUCCGGCAAGGAAUGCGUGGUGGCAUUAUACGACUACGCGGAGAAGUCCCCGCGCGAAGUCUCCAUGAAGCGCGGCGAUGUGCUCACCCUACUCAACUCCAACAACAAGGUUGGUGCUUACAAUAUACUUUUCAGCUUAAAGAUGCAAUCUAGCGGUCUGGCACGAAGUGCAGCGAGAAGAAAGCCCGUAUCUCCCGUAUCUCUCUUGGAACAUGAAUCCAUCUGGUUAUUUGUGAUACUGUUGGGGAAUGUGUUCAGUAAUAACAGGAGAUUUAGGAGAAGGAAAAGAUGCUCUCACGACUGGUGGAAGGUGGAAGUAAACGACCGUCAAGGGUUCGUGCCAGCCGCGUACGUCAAGAAGAUAGACGCCGGCCUCUCCUCCUCGCAGCAGAACCUCGCCGACUCUAGCUCCAUCGCUGCCAGACAAAACCAGAUCGAGGCGCAGUACGACAACCUGCUCGGUCUGGCCCGCGAGAGACAGAAUAAGCUGAAUGAGACUGUAAAGGCUUAUGUGCUCGUGCGAGAGGCCGCUGAACUAGCCACAUGGAUCAAGGACAAGGAGAUGCAUGCCCAAGUUCAAGACGUGGGCGAAGACCUGGAGCAGGUGGAGGUGAUGCAGAAGAAGUUCGACGACUUCCAGAACGACCUGCGCGCCAACGAGGUUCGUCUCGCCGAGAUGAACGAGAUCGCUGUACAAUUGAUGACCGUCGGCCAAACGGAGGCCGCGCUCAAGAUCAAAACGCAGAUGCAGGAAUUGAACUCGAAAUGGACGUCUCUGCAACAACUGACAUCGGAGCGCGCCGCCCAACUCGGGUCGGCGCACGAAGUCCAGCGGUUCCACCGCGACGUGGACGAGACCAAGGACUGGAUCGCGGAGAAGGAGGCCGCGCUCGCCACUGACGACCUCGGCAAGGACCUGCGCUCCGUGCAGACGUUGCAACGUAAACACGAGGGUCUGGAGCGCGAUCUGGCCGCGCUCGGCGACAAGAUCCGUCAGCUGGACGAGACCGCCAACCGUCUGAUGGCGACGCAUGGCGACUCCGCGGACGCCACGUACAGUAAGCAGCGCGAGAUCAACGACGCCUGGCAGCGGCUGCAGGCGCGGGCCAACGCGCGCAAGGAGAAGCUGCUCGACUCGUACGACUUGCAGCGAUUCUUGUCGGAUUACCGCGACCUGAUGGCUUGGAUCAACUCCAUGAUGGCGUUGGUCAGUUCGGACGAGCUUGCCAACGAUGUGACCGGCGCUGAGGCACUUCUCGAACGUCACCAGACCCAGCGCUUGGAGAUAGACGCGCGGUACGGCAUAAUGCCGCAGGAACAUCGCACGGAGAUGGACGCGCGCGCGGGCACCUUCCAAGCGUUAGAGCUGUUCGGACAGCAGCUGCUGCAGGGCGGACACUACGCGAGCGUCGAUAUACAGGAGAAACUCAACACCAUGGGCGACGCCAGGCAGGAGCUAGAGAAGGCGUGGGUAGCGCGUCGCGUGAAGCUGGACCAGAACCUGGAGUUACAGCUGUUCUACCGCGACUGCGAGCAGGCGGAGGGAUGGAUGGCGGCGCGCGAGGCAUUCCUGCAGCCGCCCGACCAACCCGACCAGCCCGAUCAGCCCGACAAUGUCGAGCAGCUCAUAAAGAAACACGAGGACUUCGAUAAGGCGAUCAACGCACACGAGGAGAAGAUAGCCCAAUUGCAGACGUUGGCUGAUCAGUUGAUAGCGUCUGAUCAUUACGCGGCCGCACCCAUUGAUGAUAAGCGUCGUCAGGUGUUAGACCGGUGGCGCCAUCUUAAAGAAGCCCUCAUUGAAAAACGCUCCAGGCUGGGAGACGAACAAACGUUACAACAGUUCUCCCGCGACGCGGACGAGAUGGAGAACUGGAUCGCUGAGAAACUCCAACUGGCCACCGAAGAGAGUUACAAGGACCCGGCCAACAUUCAGUCUAAGCACCAGAAGCACCAAGCGUUUGAAGCGGAGUUGGCCGCAAACGCUGAGAGGAUACAGUCCGUACUCGCGAUGGGCGGCAACCUCGUCCAGCGGGGACAGUGCAGCGGCAGCGAGAACGCAGUGCAGGCCCGACUUGCAUCUAUCGCGGACCAAUGGGAGUUCCUGACGCAGAAGACUACGGAGAAAUCUCUUAAGCUAAAAGAGGCCAACAAGCAGCGCACAUACAUCGCCGCCGUCAAGGAUCUAGACUUCUGGCUCGGAGAGGUGGAGAGUUUGUUGACAUCGGAGGACUCCGGCAAGGACUUGGCGUCUGUACAGAAUCUCAUGAAGAAACAUCAGCUAGUCGAAGCCGACAUUCAAGCUCACGAGGACAGGAUCAAAGAUAUGAACGCGCAGGCGGACGCGCUGGUCUCGUCCGGGCAGUUCGACAGCGCGGGCAUCGGGUCGCGGCGCGCGGCCAUCAACGACCGGUUCGAGCGCGUGCGCAGCCUCGCCGCCCACCGCCGCGCGCGCCUCCACGAGGCCAACACGCUGCACCAGUUCUUCCGGGACAUCGCCGACGAGGAGUCCUGGAUCAAGGAGAAGAAGCUGUUGGUGGCUUCAGACGACUAUGGACGUGAUCUGACCGGCGUGCAGAAUCUGCAGAAGAAACACAAACGGCUGGAGGCUGAGCUAGCCAGCCAUGAACCUGCUAUACAGGGCGUGCAAGAAGCAGGCGAGAAGCUAAUGGAUGUGUCCAAUUUGGGUGUACCAGAGAUAGAACAACGUCUGAAAGCUCUGGCUCUAGCGUGGGAGGAACUCCAAUCGCUGGCAGCAGAACGUGGAGCCAAACUGCAGCAGUCACUCGCAUACCAGCAGUUCCUUGCCAAGCUGGACGAGGAGGAAGCUUGGAUCAGCGAAAAGCAGCAGCUAGUGGUGGUGGGCGAGUGCGGCGACAGUAUGGCGGCCGUGCAGGGGCUGCUCAAGAAGCACGAGGCGCUGGAGGCGGAACUGGCGGCGCGCGGGGAACGGGUCAACGAACUCGCCGCCGACGCGGACCGGCUGCUCGCCGCCGGGAACCUGCACGCGGAUGCGCUCGCGCACCGCAUGCGGCAACUGCAGGCUAAACUGGAGAAGCUGACAUCGCUGGCGGCUCGCCGUAAGGCCGCCUUGGUGGACAACUCUGCGUACUUACAACUCCUGUGGAAGGCCGACGUGGUGGAGUCCUGGAUCGCGGACAAGGAGACCCACGUACGAUCCGACGAGUUCGGACGGGAUCUGUCCACUGUGCAGACGCUGCUCACCAAACAGGAUACUUUCGACGCUGGGUUGGCGGCGUUCGAGCACGAGGGCAUCCAGAACAUCAGCAUGCUGAAGGAGCAGCUGGUGGGCGCGGGCCACGAGCAGGCGGCGAGCAUCUCCAAGCGGCACGCGGACGUGACCGCGCGCUGGCAGCGCCUGCUGGCCGCCUCGCUGGCGCGCAAGCAGCGCCUGCUGCAGCUGCAGGACCAGUUCCGGCAGAUCGAGGAGCUCUACCUCACCUUCGCCAAGAAGGCGUCCGCGUUCAACUCGUGGUUCGAAAACGCAGAAGAAGACCUCACGGAUCCAGUUCGCUGCAACUCUAUCGAGGAGAUCCGCGCUCUCAAAGAUGCGCACGCACAAUUCCAAGCGUCGCUGUCAUCAGCGCAAAGCGACUUUGAGGCGCUAGCAGCUCUGGACGAACAGAUCAAAUCUUUCAACGUGGGCGCCAACCCUUACACCUGGUUCACUAUGGAGGCACUCGAGGAGACCUGGCGCAAUCUGCGCAAGAUUAUUGCCGAACGUGAUGUCGAACUAACUAAAGAAGCACAGCGUCAAGAAGAAAACGACAAACUGCGUAAGGAGUUCGCCAAGCACGCCAACGCAUUCCACCAGUGGCUCACCGAGACACGGUACCGGCUGCUAGGCUGGGACGGUACAUCAAUGAUGGAGGGCACCGGUUCCCUGGAGCAGCAGCUGGCGACUCUACGGGCACGCGCCGGGGAGGUGCGCGCGAGACGUGCCGACCUACGACGACUGGAGGAACUGGGGGCGGCGCUGGAGGAGCACCUGAUCCUGGACAAUCGCUACACGGAGCACAGCACCGUGGGCCUCGCCCAGCAGUGGGAUCAGCUCGACCAGCUGUCCAUGCGCAUGCAGCAUAACCUCGAGCAGCAGAUACAGGCCCGCAACCACUCCGGUGUAAGCGAGGAUGCUCUGAAGGAGUUCUCGAUGAUGUUCAAGCACUUCGACAAGGACAGGUCUGGACGUCUGAACCACCACGAGUUCAAGUCAUGUCUGCGCGCGCUCGGUUACGAUCUGCCCAUGGUCGAGGAGGGACAGCCUGACCCGGAGUUUGAAGCUAUACUCAACGUGGUGGACCCUAACCGCGACGGGCAGGUGUCGCUGCAGGAGUACAUGGCGUUCAUGAUCAGCAAGGAGACGGAGAACGUGCACUCCUCCGAGGAGAUAGAGAACGCCUUCCGCGCCAUCACCGCCCACCAGGACCGCGCAUACGUCACCAAGGACGAGCUAUACGCGAAUCUAACGAAGGAGAUGGCGGACUACUGCGUGGCGCGCAUGAAACCUUACGUAGAACCGAAGACGGAGCGUCCCAUACCCAACGCGCUCGACUACAUCGACUUUACGCGCACUCUGUUCCAGAAUUAAAUCAUAAGCACAAUCGCGCGCUGUGUACUACCGCCCUAACGCAAUUAAACUAAAACAAAACACUCAAGUCUUUCAAUUCGUUUCUCGUCUCAACCUCUCUCUUCAUUCACUGUAAACUAAUAUGCGCAAGCAUACUUAUGCUAUUGCCUUGUAAUGACUUAUAGAGAUCUCCGUUACAUUAAUGUCCUUCGUACUUUGACAAAGAAGGGAGUGUUCACACAUGCCGCGCGAGGAAUUAGCAUUUGCUUAUUUCAAUGCUUUCGCGUUUGCUUCUUUCUGCACAUUUUCCAAUUUUAUUAUUGAUUGACUGAAACUUGAAUAAAUAUCGCAUUUUACUUUAUAGUUUUAAGCUGUGCUGUUUGCUGUCGAAUGGCGCUAGUUGCGACUUCAAUAUAGAAGCGUAACAGCCUCCUUUUUAAUUGUUCGAAUUUCACUACAUUUUGUAGUCAGACCCUGAUUUACGUAUGUAAGUGUACAGAAGGGUUAGAAUUCCUUUUCUCUGAAUACAGCAGAGAGAUAAGAAGCUCCCUUAAUUUAAUGCUUUUAAAGCGAUUCACUGUUUCACAAUUCAAAUUCUAUUUGCAUUUCAACACUUUUUGUGCUUGAUAAAAGUAAAAGAAUUUAUGGUAUGUUAACUUGUAACAAUCGAUAGAUAAUUUUAAAAACAAAAUUAAAGUUUAUAACUUAAAAUUCUAUUUAUUUUUUGUAUACCUAUUUAUGAUUGCAAUAAAGUAUUUAUUCCU